AUGGGCCGCUUGUGGCAGCAUUGCCUAUCGCUGUCAGCGCUGGCUUUACUCUGCACUUUCUCAGAUGCACAAAGAGUCACUAUGUUGACUCCAAAAGUGGGAAGCUUGAAUGGAGCAACUAGACUCACAAUCCAGGGGGAGGGAUUUGCUGAUGCAAACCAAUUUAGCCUCAACGGUGACAGUAAGGAAUAUGGCAACAGUGUCCUACUGGUGUCGGAUACCAGAUCAAUUCCCUGUGAUGUUGAGAGGGACUCGACUCAUAGCAACCAGAUAACGUGCAAUACCCGCACCAUGCCUGAAGAUGACUUUGUGGUGCGAGUCAGCAUCGACGGGGUUCCAAUUCCAGAGAACAACAUCUGUUACGGAUACUACAAACCAUACUGGUGCAGUUUCUAUCCUCGAUCCUAUCGCACUCCCACAAUCAGGAGCCUCAUCCCACUUUCUGGGUUACCAGGGACCCUGAUCACAAUGGAAGGUCACAUCUUCACCAAUGUGUAUGGGAGCAAUACAGCCAAAAGUUCAAAUGGCCUGGAUGUUAGGGUUCUCAGGUCUUAUGCUGGAGGAAUGCCUUGUGAACUUCUCUACCCCAAUUCUGACACUCUAUACGGCCUCAAUUUGUCUAGUGAGUUCAGUGAGUGGGGAACAAUAACUUGCAAAAUGACUGGAACAUAUGUUGGGCAUCACAACCUCAGUUUCAUUCUUGACAGUGAAUUUGGAAGGAGUCUACCAGAUCGCCAAACCUACAUUGUGUCAUCGCUGAACAAGCUGGCUAUGUUUCAGACCUAUGCUGAGGUAACUAAAGUUUCUCCUUCUGUGGGAAGCCUGGAGGGUGGAACAAUUCUGACAAUUGAUGGUCAUUUCUUUGACCAAACUGAUUACCCUGCUACAGUUCUUCUUGGAGGGCUGAAAUGUGAAAUUCUGAGCUUGUCUGACAACAGAAUUACAUGCAGAAGCACCAGAAACCGAGAGUCCAACAUGACUGUGUUUCCUGGUGGCAGAGGUUUGAAGAUGGAGAUGUGGAAUAACAGCCGUCCUGCUCAACUGGAUGAUGUACUGACCUACAAUGAGUCCAGACCAGGCUACUCUGUCCAGUGGAUGGACUCACUGACCUACACCUGGCCUUUGGAGAUGGAUGACUUUGUGGCCCGCAUUAGCGGUUUUGUAGUUCCACCUGAAACAGACAACUAUACCUUCUACAUCAUGGGAGAUGACCGCUAUGCUUUGUACUUUAGCAAGACGGGGAACCCUAAAGAUAAGGUGAAGAUUGCCUACAUGAAUUAUGUAGCAAGCAGUUUCUUCUCAUACAGCACACAGAAAUCUGAGACCAUGCGUUUGGAAAAAGGAGUGCCGUACUAUAUGGAAGUCCUGCUCCAGGAAUACAAAAUAGUGGCUUCAGUAGCUGUGGGCUUGUUUAAAGAGAAGAGCUACUUCACAGCGCAGCAGACACCAGAAGCCAUUAAUGAGGUCCAGGUUCUCAUGGCCUCCUAUGAUAUUUUGAAUGAAAGACAGGUGCUUACAUUUGAAAACUGGACUGCUGGAGAGGCAGUCAGUGAGGUCCAAAGCAUUACCAUCAUCAGCACCUGUUUUGAACUAGACAGCUGUGGAUACACCUACUACAGCCUCAUCUACAACUCAGAGAGAACAGAAGGUGUCCAAAAUGCCCUGAAUGCCCUGUGGUCAAUACAACCAGACACGGUCCAUGUAACCAAAGUGGACACUGUUCAAGGAUCAGAGUACAAAAUAACCUUCAACUCAAAAAGAGGUGAUUUCCAGACCUUGAGCUAUGAGACUCCUGAUCUGGAUGUCAACAUCACAGUCAUUGAGCUCACCAAAGGAAAGCCCAAUUUGGAGACUUUCACACUUCAAUGGGGCGGUGUGCUGUCUAAGCCCAUUGGCUAUGGUGCACCAGAAUCAGAGAUACGGGCAGCAUUGGAGAGCAUGUUGGCAGCAGAAUGCCCCAGGGAACUCCAGGUCCAGGAGAACAACCAAGUGAUCUACUUUAGGGACUAUGAAGUACAAAAUCCUAUGGACUGGUACAAUGGGAGAGGGACACGUGUGUUGGACUCAGAGGCCUUCUGUGGCCGCUACUCCCUCAAGAGUCCUGACAUCUUGUUCCAGUACACUGACUGGAGGAGUUCUGGGGGAGACUAUGGGCCAAUUCCGCUUCAGACAUAUGGCAAGGUAAAUUGGAAUUACAUCUGCGUGGACUUGUUAAGCUCACUGGAGACAGCCUAUCCAGGAAGUGACCACAGUCUCCUGAAUCUCUACAUGUACAGAGAGACAGUCAGUCAGGAUUUCUUUGUGGAUGUUGUUUACAUUGGAAGAGCAGCCAUAGCACUGGAUAUCAAUGAGGUUUUGCAGAGGAGGAGGCCUCCUGCUCUGGCUGGCCAAGGUCUUUUCCUCCAGAGUAUCUCAGUGCUAAAACAUCAGGGUGCAGAAGCUUUGACUGUCAGUUAUGAGAUCAUCGCCACCCCCCUCAACUGUGGGCAUGAUUUUCCCUUGUUAGCCAUGGAGUUCCUCCAGGUUUUCAACAGCAGCGGAGAUGUUGCCAUGUUUGGGUACGGAGGAGCAGGCGUCACUAUUACCAGACUUCAGAAAGCCAGCCCUCCCUUGUCCGGCACCUUUGACGUGGAGAUCUACAGCACAUCCAUCAAAGGUCUGCCCGUGGACAUCACAGCAGAGGACCUACAGUAUGCCCUGCAAGGAGUCCUUGCAGCAGGCCAACUGUCCAUCUCCAGAUAUGGAAGCUGCCAAGGCUACACCUGGACAAUAGAGUGGCGUUCCAACCCUGGGAGUCAGCCACUUAUACAGGUCAACAGCUCAUCUGUCAUUGGAGUCAAUCCUUGAGUAGUAGCAUAUUCCCAGAGGAAAGGAGGGCUUUUUAAAUCAAACAUCCUUGGAGACUUUCUGCGGGUACCAGAAUCUAAACCACAGGUGCAGGUGAUUAUCAAUGGGAUCCCAUCUAAGUGUUCCGGGGACUGCGGAUUUGAGUGGAAGGCAUCCAGUACUCCAACCAUCACUGGGAUCAGCCCUAGUCAAGGCUCAUAUGCACUUGGCACCAACCUCACCAUCACUGGAACAGGCUUUGCCAGUGAAAAUGCCACAGUUCUAGUAGGAAACAUAGAAUGCAUGGUCCUCCAGAUAAGUGGAGUCUCACUGACCUGUAGCAUCGGCCAGGCAAGUGCAGGUACCUACCCCAUUUCCCUGAGCUUCUCCUCAUUGGGCCUUGCUCAGCAUGCCGGGGGGACAGUGUUUAGUUUCACCAAUCAGAUGGGAGCUUCUGCCAUUUCACAGGCUGUUGGAAGCGUAACAGGGGGAACACUCCUGACCGUAUUUGGAUACGGUUUCAGAAAUGACACUGUGGUUCUGAUUGGCACUGGGAGGUGUACCAUCGUUGUGGCAAGUUUAGACCAGCUAAAGUGCAGAACACCACCGGGGACAUUGGGGACCUUUGCCAUUUCAUUACAAAUGGAUGGGAUGACUGUACCCCUAAACCUGACGUUCACCUACAAUGACACACUUAUUCCCCUGAUCGCUGACUGGAAUCCAAAAAUCACCAAUGUGAUAGGUAACCAAACCCUCACCAUUCUGGGCAGCAACUUUCAAGACCAUGCCAAUGACAACAUGGUCCAUAUUGGGGAGGUGGAGUGCAGGGUACUACAUUGGUCGUCCAACAACAUCACCUGCCUCCUGCCUCGGUUGCCCCCUGCUCUGUACUCUGUGCAUGUCCAGCUGGGGAAAUGGGGCUAUGCCCAGAACAGUAACAAUGUGAACACCACUGUGGAGUAUGUGCUACAGGUGACAGGAAUCUAUCCAAGUCAGGGCUCUCUGUAUGGGGGCACUAAAGUGACAGUCACUGGAUCAGGGUUCAGCUCCAGCAUCACAGACAACUUGAUCACAGUGGGAGAUGCCAACUGCAAAGUCACUACUGCCAAUGAAAACCAAGUACAGUGUGUCAUUCAGCCAAACGAGAAGACUUUCACUGUAACAAAUUUGGGCAUUCAUCCAGAUUAUGGAGUUGGCUACAUGUGGAGCCCCUCCUCUCUAAUGGUCCAGGUGGGAGACACAGUAGCCUGGAGCUGGGAGGCCCCCGCUUUCGUCCCAGGGUUGGGGUAUAGGGUCUACAGCGUUCCCAGUCCCAGCAGCACCACCCAUGAUGGAGUGGCCUUCAGCAGCGGUGACACCAAAACACAGUCUGGGUUCUUCAGCUAUCGUUUCACAGUUCCUGGCAUCUACUAUUACAGCAGUGGCUUUGUUGAUGUGGGACUCCAGAGAUUUUUACAGGGAAUGGUAGAAGUUAGACCAGUACAAGACAGAAGCAGCCCAUUGAAUUUUACUGUGGGAGGAAUAGAAGCAAAUCACAAGCCAGGUGAACAGCACUCCAGCAGAGAAGAGUCAGAAUGUCUCUCAACACCUCCUGACUGCUUCCAGAAUUUGGAGUCUUCCCAGCCCUCUGAUGUGUUUUCCUUCAGCUUCUUGAACUGCCUGUCUCCUACUGUCUACCGUAUUUCACCAGAUAGAGGAACUUUCCACACUAUCAUCUACCUAGAAGGUGUGGGCUUCAGUAACAUCAGCUGUGCCAAUGAGGUUAGCAUUGGUGGACAGGCCUGCCAUGUGAUCAAUAGCACGACAACAGAGAUUAAUUGCCAACUGGCUCCUGACAGUGGCUUGGAGAUUGGUCUCCCCCAUCUCAUUUCUGUGAGAGUCAACAACUUUGGCAAAGCCAUCACAUCUGUGGCUAAUGAGUUUGGCCGACGCUUCGUUGUUCUACCCGUGGUAGACUCUGUCAUGCCAGGCAUUGGGGCCACCACAGGCCACACCCGGCUUGUCAUCCAAGGGUCGGGUUUCUCAGCAAUCCAAGACACGAUGGUGAACGUGGCGGGUGUGCCCUGCUCAGUCCUGUCCAUCAACUACACCACCAUCACCUGCAACACCUCUCCGUCCUGGGAGCACCGCGGGAGUGUUGUUGUCCUGACGGGAAGUGUUUCCAGCUCCUGCCUGGAUAACUGCAACUACCAGUUUUCCUCCCUGCUGGUCCCCCACAUUGAUAAUGUGUCCCCAAGUAGCAUUAGUGGAAACCUCACCACAGUCAUUGUCGCUGGCAUCGGGUUUGGGAGUCAACCUGAUGACGUAGCUGUCUUUGCAGAUGGCACAGUUUUGGAAGUCAUGGAGGUCACCAACUCUAACAUCACCCUAGCAGUGGGUCCAUUGCCUGCUGGCAACCAUGCGCUAAUGGUAGUGAUCAUGAGUAAGGGCCUAGCAUCCGGAAAUGCCACCCUGAGAAGCCUCCCCAUAGCUGUACUCACACCCACCUCUGGCAGCACUAUGGGUGGGACUCCUCUCCUUAUCACAGGCAAUGGUUUUAUGCGGGGAAGUACCUUCGUGACCGUGGGUGGUGCAGCCUGCUUGAUCCAGUGGAUGGAGCCUGACAAGGUCUAUUGCCUAACAUCUGCACAUAGGGAGGGCAGCGUGGCUGUACAAAUACAGGUCCUCUCUGUGGCAUAUCCAGCCUUAACCUUCAACUACUCCCUGGCAGACACUCCAGCAAUCAUAGCAGUCAGCCCCACAACAGGUCCCGGUGGAACAGUGGUCACCAUCACUGGUUCAGGAUUUGGCACAGAUCCCCAGAAAAUUUCUGUGACAAUAGAUCACACACCAUGCCCUGUAACCACAGUCACUGACACAGAGAUCCAGUGCACUGCAGGGGAACAUGCAGGAGGAACAUUUCCCAUCAUGCUCUACCACUCGGUCAAAGGUUAUGCCUCAUCUCAGGCCCACUUCACAUAUGAGCUCCUGCUAAAAGGCGUUGUGCCAGAAAAAGGAGGCUUUGGUGGUGGUACCAUCUUAGAGGUCCAAGGAUCUGGCUUUGACCCUGACAUCUCCCAUGUGCGGGUUUGUGGGAACAACUGUGAGGUGAAGAAACAAUGUUCAACCUCCACACAUCUGUACUGUGAAGUUCCGCAAAGCAACAGUAGCAUGGCACAGCAGCCCUGCACCGUGGAGGUUUUGAACAGGAACGCUCAGGUGAAUGUGUCUAAUGGCUUCACCUACAUGGCCUCCCUCACGCCUGUGAUUACAGGAGUCACCCCGCGGAGGGGGGGGACCGCCGGAGGCACUAAGCUCACCAUCACCGGCUCUGGAUUCAGCACAAACAGUAGUGAGGUGAAUGUGACCAUUGCGGGGUCCAUCUGUGACAUCAAUUUUGUGAACAGCACCCACAUUAUCUGCAUCACCAAUACUCAGACACAGCCCCAACAGACUAAGGUCCAAGUCAGCAUUGGAAACAGAGGCAUCGCCAAGAUGGACAAUGCUGAUUUCUUCUACAUUGACGUCUGGUCCUCCAAGUAUACAUGGGGUGGUCUGUCUCCACCAGAAGCAGGCAUGUUUGUGGUCAUUACCAAGGGUCAGACAAUCCUACUGGAUACAAGCACCCCAGUGCUUAAGAUGCUUCUCAUUCAGGGAGGGACACUAGUGUUUGAUGAGGCAGACAUCGAGUUGCAAGCAGAAAACAUCUUAAUAACAGAUGGAGGACAUUUACAGGUGGGGACAGAAACGGCACCAUUCCAACACAAGGCUAUUAUUACGCUGCAUGGGCACCUGCGUUCCCAGGAGCUGCCCAUCUAUGGCACAAAGACACUGGCUAUCAGAGAAGGAGUGCUGGACUUGCACGGUAUUCCUGUUCCUGUUCCCUGGACACACCUGAAUGAAACAGCCUCAGCUGGCUCUGUUACACUGUCCUUGAGACAAGCAGUGACGUGGAGACCUGGCGACCAGAUUGUCAUUGCCUCCACUGGCCACAGGCACAGCCAGAAUGAAAACGAAGUGAAAACAAUAGCCUCAAUGUCAGCUGAUGGGAGGACCCUGAACCUCACAGAGCCCCUGGCAUACACACAUUUGGGUGUCACCGUCACUCUGUCAGAUGGAACAAUCUUUGAAGGCAGAGCCGAAGUGGGCCUGCUCACCAGGAACAUUGUUGUCCGAGGCUCCAACAACAUUGAGUGGGCUGACACCAUACAGGCCUGUCCAGCCGGUUUCAACACAGGAGAAUUUGCGACUCAGACCUGUUUCCAGGGCAGAUUUGGGGAAGAGAUUGGAAGUGAUCAAUUUGGCGGCUGCAUUAUGUUCCAUGCACCAAGACCAAAUGAAAAUCUGGCCAUUGGCAGACUUGAAUAUGUUGAGGUCUUCCAUGCUGGCCAGGCGUUUAGGCUGGGGAGAUACCCCAUCCACUGGCACCUGAUGGGAAAUAUACAGUACAAGUCCUAUGUCCGAGGAUGUGCCAUCCACCAGACCUACAACCGGGCCGUCACCAUCCACAAUACCCACAACCUGCUGGUGGAGCACAAUGUGAUCUAUGACAUCAUGGGGGGGGCCUUCUUUAUUGAAGAUGGAAUUGAGACUGGCAACAUCUUGCAGUACAACCUUGCCGUGUUUGUAAAGCAAAGCACUAGCUUGCUCAAUGAUGAUGUAACCCCAGCUGCUUACUGGGUCACCAAUCCCAACAACAUAAUCCGCCACAAUGCAGCUGCUGGAGGCACCCAUUUCGGGUUCUGGUACCGAAUGCAUGAUCAGCCCGAUGGCCCAUCUUAUGACCCCAAUAUCUGCCAGAAAAGGGUUCCUCUUGGGGAAUUCUUCAACAAUACAGUUCACUCCCAGGGCUGGUUUGGACUCUGGAUCUUCCAGGAGUAUUUCCCCAUGAUUGAUGGCCAUUGUUACUCCUGGAUCCCCCAGCCAGCCAUCUUCCGCUCCUUAACGACUUGGAACUGUGAAAAGGGAGCAGAGUGGGUGAAUGUAGGAGCUGUUCAUUUCAGCAACUUCCUGAUGGUCAACAAUGAGAAGGCAGGUAUUGAGUCAAAGCGCAUCAUCUCCUGGACUGUCAGAGGCUGGGGAGAAACUGGUGGGGCACUGGUCCAGAAUAGCACCAUUGUGGGCCACAUGGAUGAGCUAGGCUUGGGUUCUUCCUACUGCACAUCCAGGGGGGUCAUCCUACCACUGGAUGAUGGCAUGAGCAUUCUGUCCACCACCUUCAUGAACUUUGAUCGGCCAACUUGUGCUGCCAUUGGUGUAACAUCCAUUGAUGGGACCUGUACAGACCGCUGUGGGGGCUGGAGUGCCAGGUUCUCUGGCAUCCAGUUUCACAGCAGUAUAAAUAAGGCUGCCUUCAGGUGGGAGCAUGAGGUUGUACUGGAUGACAUUGAUGGCUCUCUUACAGGCAAAGUAGGUCACAAGGUUGUGCCACAGAGCCCUCUCCUGGACCCCUCACACUGCUCACAGCAGGCCGAAUGGAGUGUGGGCUUCCCAGGGUCCGAAUGUGACUCCACUGUCAAGUUCCACCGUCUUGUGUGUAACAACCCUUCGCCUUCCUCGCUGAACGCUAAGGCCAUCCUGCUCACUAACUCACAUGGCACCAGCGUUGUUCCAUAUCUGAAAAAGUUAAUAACUCACACUAUGGGCUGGAUGGCACUGCUUCCCUCUUCAGACAGUUACAACUGGUACUUUAAUGGGAUGGAGUUUAUAUCUGAUCUAUCAUAUAGUGCCAUAUUCUAUGGAUUUAAGGAAGAAGACUAUGUCAUUAUAAAUCACAACAUGACCCAGAUCCCAGACAGGUUCUUAGUAGUUGAUAACAGAAAUGCCUCAACCCUUCCUCUGAACUUCAGCAAAAAUCAGAAUGGUGACUGGUACUUAAAUGAGACCACAAAGACAGUCUACUAUAUGGUGUCCGGCAAGGGAGCACCCAACUGGAGAAGCUCUAGCGUGGAUCUGCAGGUGAAAGACAUAGCAGUCAACUUCCAGAUGUAUCACUGCUUCUAUAAGGGCUGUAUUCCCCCUUCAAGCCCUCCAGCUACCUCUACCCUGCCACCAGUGCCCAGCCGAAAGCCUGUAAAUUAUGUUCUGUGGUCCAACGAGUCUUUUUGGAACUCAUCUUCAGAAAAUAACUUCAAAAUGCCAAUAGAAGGAGCAAAUGUAAUCAUUCCUUUAGACAUAUGGAUGGUGAUGGACAUUGACAUUCCAUCGUUGAGCAGUCUCACUGUAUUGGGGGUCCUGGAGAUUCCUGACACCAUGAAUGAUACAUCCACUACUGCAAAGAGCAGUGCUGCACUAUACAGGAGUGUGGUCGUGAAUGCAACCUACAUCUUAAUUCAGGGCGGAACGCUUAUUGCAGGAUGGCCAGACAACCCCUUUAAAGGAGAACUGCGCAUCAUCCUCAGGGGAAAUCACCACACUCCAGAGUGGCCACUGACCUUUGGCCCUAACCUGGGUGCAAAGGUGCUAGGUGUGCUUGGGACUCUGGAUCUUUAUGGAAUGCCCCACAGUGUGUACCACACUAAGCUGGCCAGCACUGCCCCAGUGGGUUCCAAUACCCUAUUCUUGCAGGAUGCUGUUGACUGGCAGGUUGGUGAUGAAAUUGUCAUCUCAACCACUGGCUAUGACCCAUGGCAGACAGAGACCCGGAUGAUCACAGCUGUUUCCACGUCUGGCCUGACCCUGACACUGAAUCAGUCCCUCUCUUACACCCACAGUGGGGAAAGCUUUAAUGUCUCUGGGACUAAGAAGAGCUACACUCUAGCUGGAGAUGUUGGACUGCUGAGCAGGAACAUUAAGAUCAUUGGAGAGGACUAUCCUGACUGGUACAAGGAGUCUUUUGGAGCACGAGUACUGGUUGGCUCCUCCAUUUACAGAGGAAGAGCCCAGAUCAGGAAUGUGGAGUUUUACCACACUGGACAAUAUGGCUAUCCAGACCCCAGUGAUCCUCGUUACUCUCUGGCUUUCCUUAACCUGGGGGAGGUCUCUGUAAACGAAUCCUGCAUCCAAGGAUGUUCUUUCCAUCAAGGCUUCUCUCCUGCUAUUGGUGUUUUUGGGACGGAUGGCCUGAACAUUGACGACAAUGUUAUCUAUUUUACUGUUGGAGAAGGAAUACGAGUGUGGGGUAACAAUAACAAAGUGCGGAGGAACCUGGUAACUUUGUCUGUGUGGCCCGGAGCCUAUCAGGACCGAGAGGAAGCAUUCAACUUCCAGUGGAAUGCUGCCAUUGAGGUGAAUGAGGGGAGAAAUGUGAUACUGCAGGACAACACUGUGGCUGGUUAUGAGAGGGUGGGGUACCGCAUCAAUGGAGAACCUUGUCCAGGCACGUUAAAUAUAGCGGAACAUUGGCACACGAACGAAGCCCAUGGAGGACUGUAUGGGGUGUAUAUGAACAAGGAUGGGCUUGCUACCUGUUCCCUCAUUCAAGGAUUUUACAUCUGGAGAAGUUUUGACUAUGGCGUUUAUUUCCAGGUUUCAAUGAAUGUUGAGGUCUCUAAUAUCACUCUGGUAGAUAAUGGGAUGGGAAUCAGCUCCUACAUUUACUCUCCUCCUUCUGUGUACCAUCUAUACUCAAACAAACAUGUUCACAUUCAGGAUGCACUGAUUGUGGGAACCAGCCCUAAUCUGAACUGCUCUGAAGUGCUCUCAUCCAGUGAUACUAAUAUCCGCCUCAGUUCCGAACACAGAGCCCCCAGAACUCUUGACGGUGGAAGGAGUGGGAUCUGCUGGCCAACAUUUGAAUCGGACCACAAUCAUGCACCUGAGAAGCCUCAUAAUGGGAUAAUGAGCUAUAAUGGAAUCAGUGGGCUUCUCACAGUGACUGACACAGUCUUUGUGGGAUUUGGAUACAUUUGCCCCAAACAGAUAAGUGUGAUGUUCAUGACUGAUCCCAACAAUGAGGAUCUGCAGCACCCAGUCCAUGUUGAGAGGAUAACAAUAGCAAACAGUACAGAGGAUGCCAAGGUGUUCAUCCACAGACCAGAUGUGAGGCUGGUCAAUCCUUCAGACUGUGUGGACAUGGACUGUGAUGCUAAGAAGAAAGCUCUUCUCAAAGAUCUGGAUGGAUCAUUCCUGGGCAGCGUAGGAGCUGUGGUGCCACAGUCUGAGUUUGAGUGGAAUGGGGAUAAACGCAGGGGACUGGGUGACUACCGGAUUCCCAAAGUCAUGCUGACGUACCUCAAUGGAAGCCGCAUCCCCGUUAACCAGAUAGCACCUAACAAAGGAGUGAUCCGUGACUCCAGUUGCACAUACAUGGCUGCCUGGCAGAGCUACAAGUGCUUUCACCUCAACUAUGAGAUGCUUGUAAUUGAGAGCUUAGACUCGGACACAGAGACCAGACGCCUGUCGCCCGUGGCUUUGCUGGGAGACGGAUAUGUGGACUUGCUGAAUGGUCCCCAGGACCAUGGCUGGUGUGCAGGGUACACAUGCCAGAGGAGGGUCUCGCUAUUCCACAGUAUCAUUGCCACAAACAAGUCCUUUGACAUCUUCUUCACCAGCACCAGCCCUCAAAAGCUACGUCUGAUGCUGCUUAACGCAGACAACUCCAAGGCUGUCAGAGUUGCUGUAUUUUAUUCCAACCCUCAACGUUUAGAUGUUUAUGUCAACAACAGUUUGGUUGCUCCAACCAAUGCAAUUUGGAACAGUGACAAAACAGACUACACUCUUCAGGAGCCCUCUUUUGAAGGACAAUUCCUCCCACACCUGGACUCUGCUGCUGAUGGAGCCAACUACUUUGAUAGCACCUACAAAAUGCUUAAUGUCCUGGUACGGGGCCCAACCCCAGUGGAAAUCCGUACCUCCCCAUUGCUCUUCAUUGCCUUCCAGCUGCCAGCCAUGACUGCAGAACAAUUCUUUGCAGACAACUUAGUGAGGAAUCUGGCUCUGUUCUUGAAGAUCCCUGCUAACAUGAUCCGGGUCACUAAGGUGAUACGAGAAGGACAACGGCGGAGGCGGGCAAUUGGCCUGUCUGUGGAGGUGCAGAUUGCCCAUCCCCCUGUGCAGCAAGCUACCAAUGGCACAUAUGAGGAAAGUAACUUCAGCACAUUGUCAGCCAUUGCUGACAAUCUGGGCCAAUCUGCUGUGUCUGGCAAUCUGAGCCAGUCUAUUGGGUUCACUGUGUCCUCAGUUGGGAUCACACUCCCGACCCCCCCACCCUCUAACCCCAAAUGGAGUGAAGUGGUCAAUGCACCAGUGACCAGACAGGAUCCUAGUGUAAGCAUUGUGUCCACCGUGUCCACGUUGGUGGUUGUGGUGGAGCCCAUGGCAACCGAGUUUGGAGGACCCCUUGUCCAGCAGCCCAGUAUCAUGGCUGUUGAUGGUCAGGGAAGCUGUGUGUCUGUCGGAGUCACAUCUCUCACACUUACAGCAAUACUGAAAGACACCAACAAUAACAGCAUGUCAGGACUUGUUGGGAACACAACUAUACCCUUCGACAGCUGUUGGGCUAACUACACUGACCUUUAUAUAAAUGCCACUGGCACCAAUAUGAGAAUGGCCUUUAAUCUGAAUGCAGUGAAUGUUCAGUCUAGAUCUUUCACCGUGAAUGCAGCCAGUGUCUCAAUAAGCCCCACAGCUAAUGGCACCAAUACUAGCAAUACUACUUCCAGCAGUAUGACUACAGCAGUGACUGCUCUCAGCCAGCUGUCCAACAUCACCACCACAGGGAACCAAUCACUAAGCACCACAAGCUCCAGCACAGCGGUGACACCGAGCACUCUCUUCUUAUUUACACUUCCAUAUUUUUUAAACUUCUUUACUUACAAUGCAGUGUAAGAAUUCUCAUAACUGUGUGCAACUACCAUUGAUUA
Messenger RNA from Scleropages formosus (Asian bonytongue), 12608 nucleotides. It is a transcript of the gene pkhd1l1.1, whose product is annotated as PKHD1 like 1, tandem duplicate 1. The record is from RefSeq and is a predicted model, not a curated record. Lineage: Eukaryota; Metazoa; Chordata; Actinopteri; Osteoglossiformes; Osteoglossidae. The transcript is spliced from 76 exons.